GUUAUAUCUUAGUUUGAAAGUUCAAAAAUCUUUACUUUGUUUCAAGUGCAGUUGUUGUGUUUUUUUCUUCUAAUAUUUUAUCCAAUGGAGAACUAUACGAAAGGAAAGAACGUGGAAGAACCGCUGGACAAAGAUAAAUUGCCUAUUCCUAAUUUACCCAAGGAUUUCCUAUGGAUGCAGGUACAAGGAGGUAGUAAGAUGAGGAAUCUGUUAGAAUUGGCUUUGAAGGAGUACGACAGCGGCAAAGAUGUCCUAUGGACAGGAUCAGGUGCAGCUAUCGGAAAGGUAAUUUCCUGCGCAGAGAUCCUCAAACGCAAGUUUAAAGAUGUCCACCAAUUCAACAAGAUACAGUAUCGCAGGUGUGAAGAAUAUUGGGAUCCAAAGCUGGAAGGACUUGACCAGCUCGUUGUCAACAGGGACGUUCCGAUGAUCCAUAUCCUGCUAAGUCAUGAAGCUAUCAAUGCUGAUCUUCCUGGCUACCAAGAACCGAAUAAAGAAAAUAAGCCGAGGGGUAACGGUAGACCAAACAGGCCUAAGAAACACAUGAAGCCUAACAUCAGCCCACAGGUUGAGAAAGCAGGGCUCGGUUUCAACAAAGGAAAACCCAAAAAGAAUAUUCCAAAGCAAGAUGAUUCUUAAAAAUUAUUUGUAUUUUAUUGUGUAAAGUCAAUAUUUCUUUUUAAAAGAAUUGUGAAUUACUUGUACAGUGUAUAUAUUAUAAAAUAUAUAUAUUUUAUUUUUAUUUAAAUAAACAAUAACAUGAAUUUCUUUAUGAGUGAUAAAUAUUCAGGACGCAUUCAUUAUAAACUUUUUUAUUA
Molecule: messenger RNA, 818 nt
Organism: Nezara viridula (southern green stink bug)
Lineage: Eukaryota; Metazoa; Arthropoda; Insecta; Hemiptera; Pentatomidae
Source: the annotation of a GenBank genome assembly